ACAAAAACUCCUGUGUAAUGAUUGGCGUGCCAAAGUGAAAGACGUUUUCCUUUUUUCCGAGAAAAAAAAAAACAAUUUAGGAAAGGAAAGUGUCUUGAGAAAACAUGGCGGAGUAAGAGAAAGAAACGUUACCGAUGCUUCUUGAAAAAGCGAGAAACUCUCCCACCACAGGACAUGUAGCGCGGUUACACACUUUAAAGCUGUUCAAAUCUGAAAGUGAGGAUGGAGGCCUCAUGUCUGGAACUGGCUCUGGAAGGUGAGCGUCUGUGUAAAGUGGGAGAUUACCUUGUGGGUGUCUCCUUUUUUGAGUCGGCCAUCCAGGUGGGCACAGAAGACCUGCAGAUUUUGAGUGCCAUCUACAGUCAGCUGGGCAAUGCCUACUUCCACCUGCACGACUACAACAAGGCGCUGGAAUACCAUCGCCAUGACCUCACACUCACCAGAACUAUCGGAGAUCAGCUGGGAGAAGCUAAAGCCAGUGGUAACCUUGGAAACACUUUGAAGGUUUUGUGUCGCUAUGAUGAAGCAGCAGUUUGUUGCCAAAGACAUCUGGACAUUUCUAGGAUGCUCCAUGAUAAGGUGGGGCAGGCCCGAGCGCUGUAUAAUUAUGGGAAUGUGUACCACGCCAAGGGGAAGAACAUAUGUUGGAGCGGUAUGGACCCUGGAGAAUUUCCCGAGGAGGCACGCAUCGCUCUGAAGAAAGCAACAGAGUACUAUGAAGCGAAUCUGGCCAUUGUGAAAGAGCUGGGGGACAGAGCGGCACAGGGCAGGACCUACGGUAACCUUGGCAACUCGCACUAUUUGCUCGGAAACUUCCAGGAUGCUGUUCUGGCUCACGAACAGCGUCUCCUUAUUGCAAAGGAGUUUGGAGACAGAGCUGCAGAGCGGAGAGCAUAUUGUAACCUUGGAAAUGCAUACAUAUUCCUUGGACAAUUUGAAGUUGCAGCUGAACAUUACAAGCGGACACUGCAGUUGGCGCGGCAGCUGAAGGACAGGGCCGUGGAGGCUCAGGCCUGCUACAGUCUGGGCAACACCUACACGCUCCUGCAGGACUAUGAGAGAGCCAUAGACUAUCACCUCAAACAUCUCAUCAUAGCUCAGGACCUCAAGGACAGGAUCGGAGAAGGGAGAGCGUGCUGGAGUUUAGGGAACGCCUACACCGCACUGGGAAACCACGAGCAGGCCAUGAGCUUCGCUGAAAAACAUCUGGAGAUCUCCAAAGAGAUUGGAGACCGCAGUGGGGAGCUGACGGCUCGAAUGAACGUAUCUGAUCUGCAGUUAGUUUUGAGUCUGAAGCAGAAUAAUUCCAACACUAACAGCUCUGCCUUCAUCGAGAGUCCGCCCGGUGACAGCAGUCUGCCUGAUGGAAGAUCCAGAGGAAGCAGGAGACACAGCAUGGAGAACAUGGAGCUCAUGAAACUCAGCUCUGACAAAAAUACGGGCCAGGCCUGUGAGGAGUCUACAACCCCUCAGCAAACCAAAUCGCCAACCAAAUCAUCCAUAGCCAAGACAUCUUCUAAACUUUUCUUCAUCAAUCGCUUCAGGAGCAAAAAACACAGGCUGAAUGGGUCAAACUCCAGUCCACCAGCUGAGAACCACAGCAGCAGCAGCCCACCUUUAGCCCGUCUGGACAAACAGUACGCCCCAGACACUCUGGGUGACGAUGGCUUUUUUGAUCUUCUGAGCCGUUUUCAAGGCAGUCGCAUGGAUGACCAAAGGUGCUCGUUACAGGACGGCCUGAACCGUGUUCCCGCCCCUUCCAUUCCCUGUGAAACCCCACCUGUAGCCUUGAAGAAACCUAUUUCCACGCCCGGAGAGGAGGCCUCGGCACAGCCUGGCCAUUUCCUAGACCUGCUGGCCAGCUCACAGAGCCGUCGGCUGGACGAGCAGCGGGCCAGUGUGGACAGUCUCCCGGGUCUCCGGCUGGACCCGCGCCACAGCCAGGACGUUCUCAGAAAACUCAUGGCCUCGGCCGAUAACAGAGAACCAGAUGAAGACUUCUUCGACAUGCUGAUUAAGUGCCAGGGAUCAUAACUGGAUGAUCAGACAUGUGCUCCUCCACCUCCUCCCACCAGAGACCCUACAGUCCCAGACAAAGACCGGAGAGACAAAGGCA
Messenger RNA from Sinocyclocheilus anshuiensis, 2116 nucleotides. Its product is annotated as G-protein-signaling modulator 2-like. Gene Ontology annotation, cellular component: cell cortex. The transcript is spliced from 14 exons. Bases 223 to 2034 code for a protein of 603 amino acids. The record is from RefSeq and is a predicted model, not a curated record. Gene Ontology annotation, molecular function: G-protein alpha-subunit binding; GDP-dissociation inhibitor activity. Gene Ontology annotation, biological process: establishment of mitotic spindle orientation. NCBI's taxonomy places the organism in Eukaryota, Metazoa, Chordata, Actinopteri, Cypriniformes, Cyprinidae.